Messenger RNA from Lachnellula hyalina, 3453 nucleotides. Its product is annotated as Ankyrin-3. Gene Ontology annotation, biological process: transmembrane transport; metal ion transport. The transcript is spliced from 5 exons. Gene Ontology annotation, molecular function: metal ion transmembrane transporter activity; protein binding. NCBI's taxonomy places the organism in Eukaryota, Fungi, Ascomycota, Leotiomycetes, Helotiales, Lachnaceae. The record is from RefSeq and is a predicted model, not a curated record. Bases 1 to 3453 code for a protein of 1150 amino acids. Gene Ontology annotation, cellular component: membrane.
AUGGGAAAACAUCCGACCAGGUCGAGGUCGCGGUCGACGGAUCACAAUGAACGGCUCGAGCCGCAAUUGUUACGCGCUGCGGAAACCGACGAUGUGGAGAAGUUAAGUCGGCUUAUCGCAGAUGCAAAGAGCAAAGGACAGUUUCACGAAUACUAUCUACGCAUUGCCUUGAUACGAAGCUCGGAUAAAGGCAAGAUUGCAACGACCAAGUACAUAUUGUCUAUAGGCGCACCGCCAGAUGCAGCCUCGGAAAACCGAUUGCCACCUCUCCUGCGCGCCAUAGAGCAAGAUCACACUGCAAUUGUGCAUUUGCUACUAGAAUAUGGAGCGGACCCGGAGACUGCCGAUAAGAAAUCUAGGACGGCGCUCAUGACAGCCGCCUGGAAGAAUCGUUGGCAUAUCUUGAAUUCGCUGCUUGCGAAAGGCGCCGACGUUAAUAGAAAAGACCGUACCGGACGGAAUGUUCUCCAUAAUCUGGCCGCCGACAAAGUAAUGGACUGGGGAGACUCUAUCAUCGAGCUUUUAUUGAACCAAAAUAUCCAUAUUGAUGGCGAGGAGGGCCAAGACAUAGGUGGGCGUACCCCUCUGCAUUGGGCAUGUGUGACGGGGAAGAAACGGUUGGCUGAGCAAUUACUCGCUCGACCAAAGGGACCCAAAGCGUACAUAGAUGCCGUGGAUGGGCGUGAGAAGACAAGUCUGCACUUUGCAGUAUCUCGCGACAGAGAUGACAUCGUCCAGAUGCUUCUUGAUUAUGGAGCCAGUUUACACGCAAGGAGUGAUGGAGGGUGGACACCUUUCCACAAUGCGUGUCAAACUGGCUCCGAAAAGAUUGUUGGUAUUCUUCUAGAUGCCGGGGCAGAUAUCAAUGCAAAACUUCUUAAUGGAAUGUCACCUCUUCACCUCGCAGCUGAAGGCGGCCAUCUAGAAGUUGUCAAACGCCUUCUAAACUGCCAAAACAUCAAAAGAGCGCCCCGAGAUUCUUUCGGAAGUACGCCAUUCUUACGAGCAGCUCAGAAUAAGCAUAAAGACAUUGUUAAGCUUUUGUCUCCUGCCGAUAACUUAAAGGCUAUGUCCGAAGAUGCUCUUGGCGCGGUCAAAGGAUUCAGCGCUACGAUUGUAGACUUUGGAAAUUUCCACAACGGAAAUCGUGUUUCAAGGAAGAGCGUUUUUGAUGUGCUGUAUGGCGACGACAAAGACAACCCCCGAAAGCCAGCUUUCACUAUCAUUCCUAACGAUAAUGCUACAGAGUUCAGGUGGAUUCAUUUACCAUCAAACAAUAUGGCUUGGGUGGAAGCACUGCUUACGAAAUUAUUUAUCGAAGAAGGCGCCAGUGAUAUUGAUGGCUUUAAAGCACUCGAAAGAUCUUUUAGCCAUCAACAUCGAGGACAGCAAAGCCACUCGCACUUCAUGAGGCCUUUAUGCCAAAGUACUCCUAGAGCGCCACAAAUUCCAGAAGUUGAACCCCCCAGCACCAUGACUGAGCAGCCACCCCCAACUAUUGUGCUCAACGGGGCUUCUACUUCAAAUGAAAACCCACUUCCUCGGAAUCUUACCCGAACAUUAUCUUCCGCUUCUGGCGAUGAUGAAAGUAAGCGGAUGAAGACAUCUGGGCAACAUAGUAACAAAGACCAAGGCAAGGGCCUCCCAAAAGACAAGUCGAAGAAGGCAACGAUCAAAGGCAACAAAUAUCCGAAAGCUGAAUCGCAACCUUCGAACAAGAACCAACAACGUAAACCUAGUCAUCCCUCAGGCCAGAGCAAGAACCCGCGUUCUCCAGCAUUCCCCAGUCGGAAAGAUGGCACGCACAUUUCGAGGGGUAAUGUCUACACAUUCAUGCCUUACCUUCACUUUGAGACCAAGAAGCGAUGCCAAGAAAUGCAGCUGGCAAUAAAAGCCGCUGAGUCGAUGAAGACUUCGCGCUCUCGGCAUCCUCUUAAAGCCAGAACUUAUGAUGAAAUGCUUAUUCGAGCUCAUUUGACAACCUCGACCGUCUCUCUGCAUAUACGGCGGACGUUAGACCAGUCAUUUUAUCAUAACAUUGACACACUUCGCCGCGAUCAAGACCAGGUCGUUUACCGUUAUCAGACAAAAGACAACCACUCUAAAGAAGAGAUUGAUCCUAAACUUGUAAUGGUCGAUCAGAUGUGGAUGUGGGUGCUAGGAAAAAAUCUUGUUGUCACUGCUUUCCCACAACGGUGGCAGCAGCCUAAGAAUGACCCUUUAAACGUUCUCGAUAGCAUUAUCGAAGACGUCAACGACAAAACCCACGAGCCUGUUCGUUCCGUCCAUGAUCUUGCCAUGAUUGUCACGAGCCGCUGCACUGGAGUUUUUGACCGUCACCGAAUGGGAGAUGAGGACUACCAGUUUCUAGACAUGUUUGAAUCUUCCAUUGGGAAUGCUACGGAUAGAGAAACAAUACUAUUCGAAGAAUUCAAUAGAGCUUCAAGGCAAGCUUCGGCGUGGUUGCAGCAUCGUCGACACCUAAACUCUCUCACCAAACCUUCACAACAUACGGCUCACCCUGACAACGACAAAAAAGAUGGAGAGGAUUAUGCAGACUUAACGCGUGCACCUAUCUUUGUUGACAAGAUGCUUGAUAUCGGUCAGGAAACCGACUUACUGGCUGAAACAAAAGACAUCCGCGACGAAUUAAAUAUGAUCAAAAAGGUCUUCGAAGAUCAGCAGCAUGUCCUCCCAGCUGUCGAAGCGUCGAUAUGCGACAUAUACAAGGACGAACAGCGGUCGCAGCAAGAAGUCAAGAAACGGUUCGCAGAACAGUUGAAGAUAGUUGGGAUGCAUAUCAAAGACAUUGAUCGCAUGGACAAACAAGCUCAACGAAUUAACCAGGGUAUCAUAGAUAUGCUAGACCUCAAACAGAAACACGCAAAUGCUUUUGAAGCACGAUUCGCACGCGAUCAAGCUACUAGUACCGCCAGACAGAGCCAAACGAUUAUGGUUUUCACAAUUGUCACGAUUGUGUUCUUGCCUAUGAGUUUUAUUGCAGCAUUUUUUACGAUCAAUAUCCAGGAGUUCCCCGUAGACAGCAGUAACAAUCUGCCGCUCGCAUAUGUUGGCAAAUAUAUGUUUGGGAUUGGAUUGUCGAUUUCCAUCCCCAUGAUAUUCAUCGCAUUUUAUCUAGAUGACAUUGGCGGCCUGCUCAAGAACUUGAGGAACAGACUCAAGAACUCGAAAAGCAAACUAAAGCACUGGAGAUGGGAGAAAAAGACAAAAGAAGAGUUCGGGGAUGGAGAGACGGAUGAAGGAGAUCUCCAGACGCUGAGGCUCGAUCAAGUGCUUAGCGGAGCGCGUAGUGCCAGGAAGAGCGUCGAAACUGACUUGAUACGUGAGCGUCUUUCUGUGUCUGCUAGGCCGGUGACUGCGGGGUCUGCUCAGCGAGAAAAGUCUACGGGAUUUAGAAUCAUAAGUAGUGAUAUUGAGAGCGGUUUGAGAUGA